Messenger RNA from Vespa velutina, 4810 nucleotides. RefSeq lists its product as uncharacterized. Gene Ontology annotation, cellular component: extracellular region. Gene Ontology annotation, molecular function: chitin binding. Bases 133 to 2916 code for a protein of 927 amino acids. The record is from RefSeq and is a predicted model, not a curated record. The transcript has 2 exons. Lineage: Eukaryota; Metazoa; Arthropoda; Insecta; Hymenoptera; Vespidae.
AUACUCAUUUUCAGACAGAACGAUCUUCAACGUACUACGUCAUUUGUUUAAUUAACAGAUCGGUAAAGAAAAAAUUAAGAUUCAUAUAAGAGGACUGACGAGUGCGAGCACUGCCAUUUUACAAGCUAGAAAAUGUACGCGCUUCAAUUGUCGGUUGUGGGGAUACUCGUUGUCCUCGGAAGCGUGAAAUGUUCGGUUUCGAGUAUUCUCGAUGUUAUUAACCAGAAAGAUACAACGACUCCUUGCAAAGCAACGAGAGAGUGUUUAAAUUGCGUACAAUCCAGACUAUGUAUGUUAAACAAUAAUGGCAUACUGGAACAGGUCGCCAUUAUAAAUUGUACUUCUAAUUCUAAUUCUGCAAAACCAUAUUGCGAUAAGGAGACUGGUUUGUGCAGUAGCAUAGCUUCAAACCAAUGCCUUUCGAAUGAAUUCAUCUGUCCUUUCGUCGACGGAAUAUAUCCAGAUCCUAACAAUUGUAGGAUUUAUCACCUUUGUGCGCAAGGUUAUAGAACAACGAAUAUUUGCCCACCUAACAACGUUUACGACGCACGUUUGCAAAAUUGCAAGUUAUCUUAUUAUUCCUAUGACUGCACUACUGUUAAUUGCAGAGGUAAGGAAGGUCAGUUUUUCGUUUAUCCAAGAGACGACCGAAUAUAUGGAAGUUGUGUUGAAGAACGACCAUACCUUAUUGGACGAUGUGAGGAAUACGAAAAAUUUGAUGUUAAUUUGAAUAGAUGUGUCAGAGUUUGCAGAAAACUUGAAAAUCAAUAUACCAAUGAUUGUCAAAAAUAUAUACGUUGUGCCGAAGUUAGGAGAGGACAAUAUCAACCAGUUUUGCAAUACUGUGCCUGCGAUCAAGGUUUUGAUAAGAUUAAAGGUAUCUGCACAACAACAGCAGAGUGUUUGAAACAGAAUAAUACCUGCAAAACGACAGCACUACUUAGCGAUCUAUUGGGUCUUCCUGAUGACUACGAUAAAGAUGAUGAUUCCGUAGAAGAAGAAGAAGAAAACGAGCAGGAUCCUCAGGUUUCUGAUUUGAUAAUCAAUAAUUCGGAUAAUAAAAACAGUAACAAUAAUAUAUCUAAUGGUAAUGAUAAUGCAAACGGUAAUAUUGUGAAUGGCAAUAGUAACCAAAAUAAUUCGAAUUCUGGAGACGUAAAUAACAUAAAGAGACGAUCAUUACGUCAAUUCAUUAUCAAUAAUUCAGAAAAUAGUCAUGGUUCGAAUAAAGUGUCUAACGGAAACGAUGAGGAAAAUGGUAAUAUAGUCAAUGGCAAUGGUAAUAGUAAUAACGAGAACGAAGGUGACAUAGGUAACGUAAAAGUGAACAGACCUAGUCUACGCCCUUUAAUUAUUAAUAAUUCAGGAAAUAGUCACAGUGAUAAUAAUGUUUCUAACGGCAACGAUAAAGAUAAUGGUAAUAUAAUCAAUGGCAAUAGCAAUGAUAAUAAUAAGAACGAAGGUGACAUAGGUAACGUAAAAGCGAACAGACCUGGUCUACGCUCUUUAAUUAUUAAUAAUUCAGAAAAUAGUCACAGUGAUAAUCAUGUUUCUAACGGCAACGAUAAUGAUAAUGGUAAUAUAGUCAAUGGCAAUGGUAAUAGUAAUAACAAGAACGAAGGUGACAUAGGUAAUGUAAAAGCGAACAGACCUGGUCUACGCCCUUUAAUUAUUAAUAAUUCAGAAAAUAGUCACAGUGAUAAUAAUGUUUCUAACGGCAACGAUAAUGAUAAUGGUAAUAUAGUCAAUGGCAAUGGUAAUAGUAAUAACAAGAACGAAGGUGACAUAGGUAAUGUAAAAGCGAACAGACCUGGUCUACGCCCUUUAAUUAUUAAUAAUUCAGAAAAUAGUCACAGUGAUAAUAAUGUUUCUAACGGCAACGAUAAAGAUAAUGGUAAUAUAGUCAAUGGCAAUGGUAAUAGUAAUAACAAGAACGAAGGUGACAUAGGUAACGUAAAAGCGAACAGACCUGGUCUACGCCCUUUAAUUAUUAAUAAUUCAGAAAAUAGUCACAGUGAUAAUAAUGUUUCUAACGGCAACGAUAAUGAUAAUGGUAAUAUAGUCAAUGGCAAUGGCAAUAGUAAUAAUAAGAACGAAGGUGAUAUAGGUAACGUAAAAGCGAACAGACCUGGUCUACGCCCUUUAAUUAUUAAUAAUUCAGGAAAUAGUCACAGUGAUAAUGAUGUCUCUAACGGCAACGAUAGUGAUAAUGGUAAUAUAGUCAAUGGCAAUGGCAAUGAUAAUAAUAAGAACGAAGGUGACAUAGGUAACGUAAAAGUGAACAGACCUGGUCUACGCCCUUUAAUUAUUAAUAAUUCAGAAAAUAGUCACAGUGAUAAUAAUGUUUCUAACGGCAACGAUAAUGAUAAUGGUAAUAUAGUCAAUGGCAAUGGUAAUAGUAAUAACAAGAACGAAGGUGAUAUAGGUAACGUAAAAGCGAACAGACCUGGUCUACGCCCUUUAAUUAUUAAUAAUUCAGAAAAUAGUCACAGUGAUAAUAAUGUUUCUAACGGCAACGAUAAAGAUAAUGGUAAUAUAGUCAAUGGCAAUGGUAAUAGUAAUAACAAGAACGAAGGUGACAUAGGUAACGUAAAAGUGAACAGACCUGGUCUACGCCCUUUAAUUAUUAAUAAUUCAGGAAAUAGUCACAGUGAUAAUGAUGUCUCUAACGGCAACGAUAGUGAUAAUGGUAAUAUAGUCAAUGGCAAUGGCAAUGAUAAUAAUAAGAACGAAGGUGACAUAGGUAACGUAAAAGCGAACAGACCUGGUCUACGCCCUUUAAUUAUUAAUAAUUCAGGAAAUAGUCACAGUGAUAAUGAUGUCUCUAACGGCAACGAUAGUGAGAAUGGUAAUAUAAUUAAUGGCAAUGGAAAUGCUAAUAACACGAAUGAAGGUAACAUAAGUAAUCUUAAUUGAAAUUGAUAUUUUGAUAAUGUAGGAAAAUGAUAGAUUGUAAUAUCUACAUGUAUAUAUUUUAAAUAAUAUAUAUAUAUAUAUAUAUAUAUUAGAAUUUAAAAAAUGAUUUAAUAGUUUCCUUUCUAAGCUAUAAAUAAAAAUAAAAUAAUGUCAUCAAUUUAAUAAUUUGAUGAUUAUUUCAAUACUAUUAUCGCUUUAUUGUCACAUUAUUUAUCCAUUACAGUAUAAUUAAACACAUAAUACAUUAUUUUAAUGACAAAGGAUCGUAAACUCGUUUAUAUGUCAUCCACAGCAAUAAGUUGAAAAAGUUCCCGAGUGAAAAGUCUCGCUCGAAAUUUUCUCAACGGGUAAACUAUUCAUGUUCGAAAAUCUAACCUUCUCUUUUGAUAUUUAUUACGUACAACAUCACAUACAUUUAUACACGACGAUCUUAUUAAUAAUAGUCGAAUUAUGCGUAAUAUGUACGAAGGAAGAACCGAAUUCGCGUUAUCAGUGCAUAUCGUAAUCACUAAUUUGGGUUUUAUAUUGUGAAAGUUUAUUCUAUGUGCAAGGAAAUUAUCCAGACUUCGUAAGCCGUUCUAUCGUAGCAAGACGAUGAUCGAUUCGAGAAAGGAGUAUAGGUUUAGAGUACAGAAGUUUAAAGAGAUAGUUUUCCUUAAGAACAAAAUGAACGCUUGAAAAAUUUCUUUUACGCAGAAUAAUCCUAAUAAGAUAGAAGGAGUCUAAAAGAACGGGCAGUUAUAAUCAUCGAGCGAUACACUUAUUGUCUUAUGAACGACGAACGGUUCUAAUCAUUUGAAUAAUUUUAGCUUAUAGUAUUCUUAAGUAUCGAAAAGAAAAUUAUUGUCAUUAUUUAUUGUCAGUGAACGCAUAUUUCUUACGACGAAGGUUACAUUUCUUUCAUAAUUAAUGAGAUGAUAUAACAAGGACGACCGAUAGUUUGUUCCUCUAAUCUAAUUCAUUUUAGAAAAAAUAAAUCGUCUACUGUAGAAUCGUAAUUGCAGAAGUGGAAUUUCGAAGCUUUCAUAAUUUCAAUGAACGGAUACCGUACAUAGAUAAAGAAGCACGAAAUCUUAGGUUUACAAAAUAUUUACAUCGACGGAGGAUAUUCUUCCAUUUUUCUUGUCGUUUUUUCGAUACUUCGUACAUUGCGUAUGAUCCCGUCAUGAUGUUUAUACGACGAUAAUUUAAUCAUAGAUGAUAAUGAGCCAGUAAUUAUAAAUCUUGCAUUUAACGAUGGGUCUGCCGAUUCAGUCCUUUACAAGCUUUUAAUUUCAUCUAUAUCGCUGUUAUUUAAAAUAAUCGUUCUAGAUUAUAUUAUUUUCUUUUGUAAUAAUUUAAAGAUCAAAAUAGAAAGCAGUUUUUCAAAGCUAAAUAUCUUCAAAGUAUCAGUAUUUUACAAGUGCAACGUUAGGAAUCAUUUUUUAUACCCAUCGCUACUUGCACAACUCAAACUAUUUAAACAGUCGGUAAUGAAGAGAAUUAUCGUCUGUGGGAAAUAGAACGGUAUCUUCGAAAGCCAUGGUGACAAUUUCCACAUAAAGACUGGAGAAAGCGUAUUCUGGGAGAGCCAGAACUAAGAAUGGGCCUUAACGACCAAGUCGUCGAGUAGGAGGAGUAGUUGGACGUGGGCCCAUCUGCGGAAUUCUCCCUGAAAUUGAUCGACGUGUUGUUACACCAGAAACGAUUCCUACUUUAUCGAUACUCACACAUACACACAUAUAUCUUAUAUCUAAUCAGUCAUAAUUUUUAUGAUCUAACACAGCUUCUAUUUUUUGAACUAAUCAAUACUAAACACCUAUCAAAUAGUAUAAAAUCCAACGACGAUUUGUAACAUUUUUUUCUUAUAUAAUAUAAUAAAGAUUUAGAAUAAAAAAGAUGAUGUACGUUCAAA